Messenger RNA from Arvicanthis niloticus (Nile rat), 1198 nucleotides. It is a transcript of the gene Tmem253, whose product is annotated as transmembrane protein 253. Lineage: Eukaryota; Metazoa; Chordata; Mammalia; Rodentia; Muridae. The record is from RefSeq and is a predicted model, not a curated record.
GUCUGUGCUGAGCUGCCAGGCCCCUAAGGAGUACUGUGACCCAGCUGAGUUCCAACCCAUUGGAGUGACCGCUUCAGAGUAGGAAAUACAACAAGCAAUGGAUCAAAACGCUGAUCAGCCAAGGCAGGAGAGACCCAGCCUUCGCCUGGAAAAGCUACAGCACUGGGCAAGACACAAGCAAAGUGGACACCUAUUGGUGCUGGCGGUGAGCCAACUAUGGCUGGCAAUAGCUGUGGUCCCCUUUACUAUCUCAGUUUCUUGCUUGACCUCUGCCUGCCACCUGGCCACAACACUGCCACUUUGGCCCGGAGCCUCAGGUCUCCUCACUGGCAUUAUCACCCUUGAACUUCGAAGAGCACCUUGCAUCUGGAAGGUGCGGGCCAUGAUGAUAUCCAACACCUUCAAUAUGAUCUUGGGCUUCGUUGCGUUGGUGAUAGAGGUGAUGAAGACAGCCUUGGGGACUGCCUCUACUGACUCCUCCCAGUUGACAGGGUUGUUGGUGCAAGAGCUCUGCGCCGAGACCUUCACCCUAGGGGGAGUGCUGGGCUCAACGUACGCCCUAUUCUUGCUGAGCCAGAGGAAGCCUGGAUACUUCAAGAACUCAAGGCUGCAGUACCAGGAGCUACAGGAGGGCCUCUCUGAGGUGGAGGAGGUUUCUGGUUUGGAGAAUGGUCCUGUGGCGGCUAACACAGGAAAUAGAACAGAUGAGUGAGUAGGCAAGGCAGGUGCCACUGUCCUCCGACGCCAAAAGGAAGCAUCUCCAGGCACUUCUGCAUCGUGCACCUCCCUUGGACUAUAACUGGACUCCCCCAGGCUGUGCAUGAAGCCCAGAGUGCUCUCAGUUUCCCCUCAAACCAGGCCCAUUUCUCUUUUCUUCCCCACUAGAGGGAGAUAUCUGGACUAGAGACCUCCCUCACCUCACGCCUUGUCAAACAGCUUCCUCCCUUGCAUUCUUCGCCGCCUUGCCUCUCCAUCCAGCUUCACAUGUGCCUCAUCUCACUGUUCACCUUUCACAAUACCAUCCACUCCAAGCCCGGGUGCUGCAGCAGCCAACCCAGAAUCGGCGUCGGUUGUGUUCCAGGUCUCCCUUGGAUCCGGGUCCUGCCUAAUUUACCAGAGACUACAAAUCCCAGAAUGCCCCGCUACCCCGUGACCUACUGCAAAAUAAAGAGCCUUCCCUCGGCGGCGGGGGCGCUGU